Molecule: messenger RNA, 2784 nt
Organism: Alosa alosa (allis shad)
Lineage: Eukaryota; Metazoa; Chordata; Actinopteri; Clupeiformes; Clupeidae
Product: GTPase KRas
Exons: 5
Coding region: 293-856 (187 amino acids)
Biological process (GO): Ras protein signal transduction
Cellular component (GO): plasma membrane
Molecular function (GO): GDP binding; GTPase activity; GTP binding
Source: RefSeq, a predicted model, not a curated record
UCUCAAAGCUUUGGGAAAAAGCUAAGAGCCACUACCGAUUUCUCCGGCUUCACAAAUUCCUUGUCGGAUUUCUUAAAAUAAUAAUUACUUUGGUGUCUAUGAUUUACGAAUGUGUUCAUCGACGCAGAAAAUACAAUUGAUGUGUUUGUAAAGUUUGUAGCAACGCUUGUUGGUUUCUUGUUAAGAAGGAAGAACGCAUUCAGGCUAUGUGGCUCCCUGAUUAGCUCCAUAAUUUCAUUCUCAAAUCACGGCGAGUUUAAUCGGGGGAAAUUACCAGAAAGCACAUUGAAGGAUGACCGAAUACAAACUGGUGGUUGUAGGAGCUGGUGGUGUUGGGAAGAGUGCUCUGACUAUUCAGCUCAUCCAGAACCACUUUGUCGACGAAUAUGAUCCUACAAUCGAGGAUUCUUAUAGGAAGCAGGUGGUAAUCGAUGGGGAGACAUGCCUGUUGGACAUUUUGGACACUGCAGGUCAGGAGGAGUACAGCGCCAUGAGGGACCAGUACAUGAGGACAGGAGAGGGUUUCCUCUGUGUGUUUGCCAUUAACAACAUCAAAUCUUUUGAGGAUGUACACCUUUACAGAGAGCAGAUAAACCGCGUAAAGGACAGCGAGAAUGUUCCCAUGGUCCUGGUGGGGAACAAGAGCGAUCUGAGCACCCGCUCCGUGGAGUCGCGGCAGGCCCAGGAGCUGGCUCGCAGCUACGGUAUCCCUUUCGUGGAGACCUCUGCCAAAACACGACAGGGUGUGGAGGAUGCCUUUUAUUCCCUUGUGAGGGAAAUCAGAAGAUACAAGGAGACGAAUCGCAGCAACAAGAAGAGCAAGAAAAACACACAGAGACGUUGCACUUUGCUAUAGCACCGCAUUACUCAUCUCCACUGAUGACAUCUUAUCAUACCAUACACACAGACACACACACACACCACCCUGCUAUAGUGUUUUACAUAUGCUGACAUCCUCAUAAACCCCUUCUAUAGCACAGUGUGCAUACUGCAUGCACACAACCUCUGUUUGCAGCAGAACACACACAUACUGUACAUGUACACAGAAAGACUUGUUUUACACACAUUGCUGAUUUAAGUGUCUAAUGAGUUCAGAGAGAGACAUACACACAAAAUUACAGAAUGAAGACUGGCACAAUGGUUUUGUCUGUGGCCCAUUUCCAUCCCAGAUUGACUUCCAAGACUUUGACUCAAAACAGUGAGUGACUAGUGACUAGAGAUUUUUGUUCCAAGUUCAGGUCUGUUCCAUUGAUUUCAGCUGCUGACCGUGGCCCAAGCCCCAUGGCUUUUGAUUAACAGCUAGCCAGAAUAUUACAAUCAUCAUGAACAAACUUGUUUGUAAGGAUCUGUAAUCCUCCUGACUGAUGAUUGGAGUGACUUGAGUGAGGCGUAGGUGCAAGAGAAGGCACAUCUUGGUUAGUUCUAUUGAAAUGUUAUAGGAAUACCGGUCCAAGACGAGGGAAAUUUCAACUGCUUCUGUGGACGGACCUGUACUUGUACAAUUUUGUUGUACAAGUUUGUCCCCAACUGUAUUUAAUUGGGGUUCGCUUUUAUCAUGACCAAUCCUCUCCGCGCGGUCGGAAAGCUACUGCAUAAAUUACUCCCUUGGGUGACUGUUCUAUGCACCACCUUACGGUCUUAUUUUGGGCUUUAAAUCAGAGGACAUGCAAAGGAUUACUGUUGUAGUCGUGCCAACCUUGCAGUCUGAUCGUGUCCCUAAAGAGGAACUGUGAUGUGCUGGAAUGGGACUUUGAAAAGAAAGGAAGUAUGUUUUUGUAGUAGUUGAGUAUAUUUUGCCAUUACUGGCUUGCCAUUCCCGCUUGCCAGCAGAACAGUUCUGCUUUGUCAUUUUUGAAGUGUCUCAUUUUUCCCCUUUUUUUUUUUUUGGGAGAGCUAAGAGGUCACUUUGUUGUUUGUCUCUGGCCAUUGCCCAACUACUGCUGAUUAGAUCUGUUAUGCGAGUUCACAAACUAGCAGGUGCACCUGGCCUGGUCAAUGGCCUUAGACCUGGAGAAGACACACUCUCACUGUGGUGGGGAUGUAUUGUAGAGACAUCUACCAGCUUUCCCUUAAAAAUGUUUAAUAAUGUACUUUGAUCCAGCUCUUAAACUUGAAUCAUUGUGCACCUAUUGAAAUAAAACCUGGAUUUUUGGUUCUAAGGGCUCAUCUGCUCAUCCCAUGGGUUGCAUGGGACAGUGAUAAGAGGACAGAAAGUGAGUGUUGCACAUGUUUCUAACGCCCAGCGGGAAGUUCUGUGGAACUGUGCGGUUAGCGAGUAUUUGGUUGAAUACUUCCUCAAUCCUCACAGCGUGAAAUGUAAAUUGAGUGAGCAUGACUGGAAGGCAAGAGCAGAGGGUGGAUGGUGUGAGAAUGUGUCAGUGGGAGUGACCUUUAUUCAGCCGUGUCCCACCUUUGCUUCUUUUUGAACAUCUAGGCAAGGCGAUUCCCAAAAGGAGAGGUGAAAUUUGCCACUGAAUUCUGGGGGGAAUCUGGAAUUUGGCUUUCUUAUGAGUUAGAAUACUACUGUGUGAAUGCUAUUAAUGUGGGAACGUGAGGUGUUGUGUGUUUGUAAGGGCACUCGGUCAGCUGACCUCAGAAUCAUGUGACUCAAUGUCUGUAGAGUAGUUUUAGUGUUCCCAUGGCUGCAACAGGACCCAUGGACAGUUUCUAGGAAAAGGACAUCAGUUUUGCCAUGGGAUCCAAACCUAAAACAUUCCUCUUAGAGUGAUCAGAUGUUGUAGCAACCUUUGUUUGUGAAUAAAAAACACAUUUUUGGAUAACUAA